CAUUGGUGGGUUAUGCUGGCAUAGAUGAGUCUAAGUUUGAAUUCUACACUCAGUAAAUGUUCUAGAGGCUUAUCACCGCCCACCAGGUCCUGCCUCCCCUCUCCCAGCUCCAGACACCCCCUUCCUCCCCUGUAUCCUCCAGGCGCAGUCCGGAGCCUCGGUGCGACAGUGGACGCUUGUUAAAAGACAGAUAAGCUACUGUGGGAAUGGGACCACAAAUCAGAAGCAAGAAAAACUUUGCCUUUUUUAGGAUCAUCCCACUCCGGAGACACCUCUUCAUCCAAAGGGAAUAAACCUUAGCAGGAACAGGUGUAAGAAAAAACCACAAAUGGGAUAAAGUAUUUGUUAUUUUUAACUUUUGCCAAACAGGCAGUGGAUUUGUUUUAAAUCAGCCCAUAAGGACAGAGCCACAGACUGUUUUUAAAGUAUUUAUGACAUGCUUUAAACGGAGGUGUGGAGAUCCUGCCAACACAGGCUUCAUCCUAGAAUAAAGCAGCGGAAAUCUUUUGUUAGAAAGGCAGUGGUUUGUAAAGGUGCGUCUCUGGGGUGUAUGGAGCUGGAAGGUACCGGAGCAGCAGCACAGCUUCACCGGAGUCCAAAAUGGCAAAGUGGUUCAAGGAGUUCCCCAUGAACCUGAAGAACGGUACCGACAGGAUCCGCUCAGCCUCCGAGUCUGGCUCCCAACCGAGAUCCAACAAGGCCGGACUGGUGUCCAAAGCUCCGGCCUCCAAACCGGGCCUGCGCAAGAACUCCUCUGCCGAUACCGGAGGAGGUGGAGGAGGUGGAGGAGGGGUUGGGUCGCUCCUGUCCGGGAGGAACCGAAAGAACUCGGCUGCAGAGUUGGGAAGAGUGAGUUCCCCGAAAGAUGGAAAAGUUUGGGACACUCUUCUGUCUGGGAAAAGUCGUAAAAACUCCAAAGCGGAGCCGGUGUUUGAGGAGCAGCACCGAACCCUGAAGACUUCUCCAUCCGCCAAUGCCUACAUCAGCCGGCUGAUCAGGGUGGACAAGCAGGACAAGAGCCCCAACUUCAACAGCGGUACCAUCCCCGGUCCAGCGGUACCAGAGGCUGAGAAACAGGCCCAGAGCAAAACAGAAACAGUGAUCAUUCUGGAGGACUACGCAGAUCCGUUUGAUGCUCAGAAGACCAGAGAGCAGCGCGAGGCGGAGAGACUCGGGGAGAACGACGGCUACAUGGAGCCUUACGACGCACAGCAGAUGAUCACAGAGAUCAGACGUCGGGGAUCUAAGGACCUGCUGAAGGUGUGUGUGCUGAUGGAGGGCAGCGAGGGAUCGGUGGAGGACGGUCAGCCUGUUCCUUUACAGAUUUAUGACAUCCCAUACGAGGGCAGCGGUGACACCGACAGGACGGUAAUCACCAGGCCUGAGCUGGACCCUCGACCCUCCACUGAGUACGAGCUGCCCUGGGAGUGGAAGAAGGAGCACAUUGUUAGAACUCUGUCAGCACAGUUUGACAGCGCUGAUCGGCCAGCCAAAGAUGAGACGCCUCACCCCACACUCACCAGACAGCCUCAGCAUCCAGCAGCCCAGCAGCAGCAGCAGAAUCAGCAUCUGAGGCAGAAAAGCUGGACCCAGAAGAUCCUGAGAUCCUCUCCUCCGACCAUGCUGCCGUCCUCCACUCCUGGUCCUGAGAGCGAGGCCUGCUGUGUUGACCCCUCCCUGCCGCUGGAAAAACAAAGCUGGUACCACGGCUGUGUGACUCGCCAGGAGGCGGAGUUUCAGCUGCUGUCCUGCAAAGAGGCCAGUUUCCUGGUCAGGAACAGCGAGUCGGACAACAGCAAGUACUCCAUCGCCCUCAAGACCAGUCAGGGCUGCGUUCACAUCAUUGUUGCCCAGACAAAAGAGAACGGCUACACCCUGGACCAGAGCAGCUGUGUGUUCCCCAGCAUCCCCGAGGUGGUGCAUCAUUACUGCACCCAGCGUCUGCCUUUCAACGGCGCCGAGCACAUGACCCUGCUGCACCCGGUGCCUCGCAUCCACUGACUCUACCGGCUUAGGUAGAACGAAACAAACACACCUCUGGCCAUUAAUGGAGAGAAAAAAAAACAUCACCUCUGACCAGUGAAAAGUGCCACUGCUGUCCUCGCUUUAUUAUUUAUCUGUGCAACCCUGCUUUAUGUGUUACUUUUUAUUUGAUCAUGAAAAUGUUUGAGUCACUCUGUGGAUGACUUCCUGCUCUUUCUUCCUUUGUUUCACUCUGAUGCAAAACAUCCCGACUGCUGUUUUGCAUGUGAAUAAGCUCGGUAGAGAUGACAAGGCACUUUUACUGAUUAAAUGUGACUUGGGUGUUUUAAUCAGCCACUGUUCCUAUAUUAAAAGCUGCACAUGGUAUUUUUGUUACUGAACGAUGGAGUGAAAACAUUGUGGCUCUAUUUCCCCCUCUGGUGGACGUGCUGGUACACUGCAGCAGCAACACAAAGUUAUCUCACUGAACUUAGUAAAAUCCAUGCACAUGAGCAUAUCAUUCCACUUAAAAAGACAUGAACAAACUUCAUCUGUUUCAUGCCAUCCUGCAGCGUGUUUCUAAUUCAUGCUCUCAUGCCUGUUAGUUUUCCAUAAACCGCCGUCCCCUUGAGGAUUUCCUCUGUUUUACUGUGAAUGAAGGACAUUGUUUCCACUGUUAUCUGCAAGAGUGACUGAUUCACCCUGAUGCAAUGUGCUGGAAGGAGUAAUGGCUUUAACAGUCGGAGAUUACAUUUCGUGUUUAGUUUCCAGCUAAACCGGCAUGUUAUUUCUUGGAAGCAUCUGUAAAACAAUCCUGAAAUUGCCUGCGAUUUGUGGUAAGAAAACAUAAAAUUAAUGUCUUGUCUCUUCGGGGCUGCAAGUGGAGAUCAUUUGCAGAUAAAAGUGCAAGAAAAGACAGGGGGGGAAAAAAACUGUUUAAACAUCACUGUGUAAGAAAAUGUUAGUCACUCAGACCCCUGUUGGGAAAAGUAAUGCCCCCUGGUGCUAAGUGAGAAGUGGUGACUACAAUGUAACAUAUUCACUGAAGUUUUUUUAAAAUGUAUUUUAAAUGUAACUCAUCAGCAUUUGGCAAAAUGUGUUUAUUCCUAAUUUGCUGGAACUCAUUCAACCCUCUGAGGCCCACAGUUGCAAAAUUGCAACAUUUAUUUAAAGCUGUCUGGCUGUACCUUUUUCUGAUUGAAUGUAGACAAACACUACAUAUCCCAACACCCCCCACUCUGAACUGCAAAAUUGCGACAUCUUUGGUGGGAAAACAUACCACAUUCCAAGUUCAAACAAGAAUAGAAUAGAAUAGAAUGUGCUUUACCGUCAUAUACAGUGUACAGCAAGAUUGGAGAGCUUCUCCUUUUCAGUGCAAACAAGAAGGUGCAAGAUGAAAGUCUUGUUCCCUUCUGGAACAAUUUCAACAAUUUUCCAAGCAAGUAUUUGACCUGUAGUAUUUUUUUCUUCAUCCUAAAGAUGUUUAGUGAUAGAAAACUAUAAUUAUUUUUAAAAAAGUAUAAUACAUGUGAUUUUUUUUAAGGAUUUCUUUCAAUGUCACAAAAAAUGCAACCUUCUUAUUUACACAGAAGGCCCCAUCACUAGGUCAUGAGUAAGGUCAUCAAGUGUGCCAUCUAUGGCAAUAUACAGUGUCUAUACCAGGGGUGGGCAAACUUUUUGGCUCAGGGGCCACAUUGAGCUUUCAAAUUCGACAGACGGGCCAGGCCAGCAUCAGAUGGAUGGAAAUUGUGCAAACUAAUAUGAAUUACAUGUUAAAGACAUCACUGACAAAGUAAAGAAUACUCACAUUCAGUUUCAGUGGGAACAGUGUUGUUGGUCACCCUUUUUUAUCCUCCAAACUUAACCAGCGGACAUGAGAGUGGUCAAGCAAGUCCUGGUGAUCAGCAUCAGUUUCUUCAAGAAACUUAAUGAACUAACGAUGCUGAAGCCCUCUCGAUCGUAUAAAGUUAACGAGUUUUACGACUGGCUUCACGACAUGAUCAAGAUGCAAAACAGACUUACAGAGCGCUUCCUGAUGGAUUAUGCAGUGGAGGAAAAUCACAUCCAGCUCAGGGUUUUCCUCCUUCACUUUAUCCUGGAUUCUUUUCAGCAGCCCGACGUUUUUUCCUGUCAAGUUUGGCGAUCCAUCCUUGGUGACAUUGGGGAGUUUACACCAAGGCAGCUUCAGCCUCUCGAUGACCCCAGACAUCCUGUCGUACAAGUCCUCUGCUCCUGUUCCCCCUUCAUGGAUUCCAUGGUCAAAAAUUCCUCCGUUGUCUCAAAGUUGUCAUUAGUCCCUCUAAUAAAAAGCUGAGCAGUGUC
Messenger RNA from Amphiprion ocellaris (clown anemonefish), 4284 nucleotides. RefSeq names its product SH2 domain-containing adapter protein E. Bases 601 to 2001 code for a protein of 466 amino acids. Gene Ontology annotation, molecular function: phosphotyrosine residue binding. Lineage: Eukaryota; Metazoa; Chordata; Actinopteri; Pomacentridae. The transcript has 6 exons. The record is from RefSeq and is a predicted model, not a curated record.